Molecule: messenger RNA, 5812 nt
Organism: Syngnathus typhle (broad-nosed pipefish)
Lineage: Eukaryota; Metazoa; Chordata; Actinopteri; Syngnathiformes; Syngnathidae
Product: netrin receptor UNC5C-like
Exons: 18
Coding region: 275-3118 (947 amino acids)
Biological process (GO): netrin-activated signaling pathway
Cellular component (GO): membrane
Molecular function (GO): protein binding; netrin receptor activity
Source: RefSeq, a predicted model, not a curated record
UCUCUUGCCGUGAGUGUGCGUGGAUCCGCCAGCAGCAAGCAAGGCAGCAGCCGCGCUCAGUACGGCCGCGCGCAGACACGCGUGAAGGGAAGGGACAUUCCCCCCCACCCGCUUCAAAACACCUUUUCGGGACUCCAGGAUUAGAAGCUGCACGUCUAUUGAGUUGAUCUGUUUUGCGCGGGGAGAACUGUGAUUAUUUGAUUUUUCCAAAUUGAUUUCAUUUUGUGUUUUUUCCCCCCCCCCGUGGACUGACAGAGGAGUUUUUCUCGUGGACAUGGGGAGAAGUGGACCAGUAGGACGCGGGCGGUGGAUGUGCGCCACGCCGGGCGUCCGCCUCCUCUUCCUCCUGGGGUUCGUUCACGCGGGACUCGGCCAAGCGCGAGAAGAUGACGACUUCUUGAGCCUCAGCGAGCUGCCCGAGACGUUCCCGUCCGACCCGCCCGAACCGUUGCCGCACUUUCUGUUUGAACCCGACGAGGGCUACAUCGUCAAGAACAAGCCCGUCAAUCUGUACUGCAAGGCCACGCCCGCCACGCAGAUCUACUUCAAGUGCAACAGCGAGUGGGUCCACCAGAAGGAUCACACGGUGGAAGAACGUGUGGAUGAGAACUCAGGUCUGGUUGUGAGAGAAGCCAGCAUCGAAAUAACCCGGCAGCAAGUGGAGGAGCUGUUUGGCCCGGAAGAUUACUGGUGUCAGUGCGUGGCGUGGAGCUCCGCCGGAACCACCAAAAGUCGCAAGGCGCAUGUACGCAUUGCUUACCUGAAGAAAUCCUUUGAACAGGAGCCCCUCGGCAAGGAAGUGUCUUUGGAACAGGAAGUGCUGUUGCAGUGUCGCCCACCAGAGGGCAUACCAGCGGCCGAGGUGGAGUGGCUGAAGAAUGAAGAGAUCAUCGACCCGGCGGAGGACAGAAACUUCUACAUCACCAUCGACCACAACCUGAUCAUCAAACAAGCGCGUCUUUCCGACACGGCUAACUACACGUGCGUGGCCAAGAACAUCGUGGCCAAGAGACACAGCACAACGGCCACCGUCAUUGUUUACGUGAACGGUGGCUGGUCGACAUGGACGGAGUGGUCAGUGUGUAACAGCCGCUGUGGGCGGGGCUUCCAGAAACGAACUCGCAGCUGUACUAACCCUGCCCCUUUAAACGGAGGACUGCCUUGUGAUGGACAGGCCAUCCAGAAACUGCCUUGCACCUCCUUGUGCACCGUGGAUGGCGACUGGACCGAAUGGAGUAAGUGGUCGGCCUGCGGGACGGAGUGCACCCAGUGGAGGAGGCGGGAGUGCAACAACCCGGCGCCCAAAAACGGCGGGAAGGACUGCGAGGGUUUGGUCCUUAACUCUCAGAACUGCACCGACGGACUUUGUAUGCAAAGUUCAUUGUUUGAGACGUCCAAAGAAAAGAGUGAUGUGGGAUUCACAUCGGCUCCAAGCACGGACGACGUGGCUCUCUAUGUGGGCGUGGUCAUCGCCGUCAUCAUGUGUCUGGUCAUCUCGGUCAUCGUGGCGCUCUUUGUGUACCGCAAGACGCACCGCGACUUCGACUCAGACAUCAUCGACACGUCAGCGCUCAACGGAGGCUUCCAGUCGGUCAACAUCAAGACAGCCAGAUCAGCUGGUUUUUUUUCAGCCCCUCCCGAUUUGACAAAUGUCGCCGCCACGUACGGCGGUCCCGCAUAUGCCCUCCGCGACGUGUCCGAUAAAAUCCCAAUGACCAACUCUCCACUCUUAGAGCCCCUCCCCAACCUGAAGAUCAAGGUGUACAACUCCUCCGGCCUUGUCACGCCGCAGGACGACCUCGGAGGAGACUUUACGUCCAAGCUCUCUCCCAAGUUGACGCAGUCUCUGCUGGAGAACAGCGACACGAUGAACCUUCGGAACCAGAGCUUGGCCCGCACUCGAGACCCCUCGUGUACCGCGCACGGCUCCUUCAACAACCAGGGGGGACACCUCAUCGUGCCUAACUCGGGAGUGAGUCUGCUGGUUCCGGCGGGCGCCGUCCCCCAGGGCCGCGUCUACGAGAUGUAUGUGACGGUGCACAGGAAGGACAGCUCCAGACCCCCGAUGGAAGACGUGCAGACCGUGCUGAGUCCGGUGGUGAGCUGCGGACCAACAGGAGCUCUGCUGACCAGACCGGUCAUCCUCACUAUCCACCAUUGUGCUGACAACGUCCAUGAGGACUGGCUCAUACAGCUGAAAAACCAACUGACUAUGGGCGAGUGGGAGGAUGUGGUGGUGGUGGGGGAGGAGAACUUCACCACCCCCUGCUACGUGCAGAUGGACUCAGAGGCCUGUCACAUCCUCACGGAGACUCUGGGCACGUACUGUCUGGUGGGCCAGUCGGUGGGAAAGGCGGCCGCCAAGAGGCUGAAGCUGGCCGUCUUCGGACCCGUUUCCUGCACCACGCUGGACUACCACAUCAGGGUGUACUGUCUGGACGACACGCAGGAUGCACUCAAGGAGGUUCUUCAAAUGGAGACGCAAAUGGGAGGCAAGCUCCUGGACGAGCCCAAGACCCUCAACUUCAAAGACAGCACGCACAACCUGAGACUGUCCGUCCACGACGUGCCGCAUCCACACUGGAAAAGCAAACUCAUUGCCAAAUAUCAGGAGAUCCCCUUCUACCAGGUAUGGAGCGGUAGCCACAGGAGCCUCCACUGCACCUUCACGCUGGAGAGGAUGAGCUUGGCUGUCACCGAGGUUAGCUGUAAGCUGUGCGUCAGGCAGGUGGAGGGUGAGGGCCAGAUCUUUCAGCUCAGCAACAUUCUGGAGGAGGAGCUCCAGUGCAUAGACACAUCCCUGAUGGACCCAGCCAGCAACAUCACCACCUUAGUGGGGCCCAAUGCCUUCCGCAUUCCCUUGUCCAUCAGACACAAACUGUGCGGGAGUCUGGACGCGCCGCAGACGCGAGGCAACGACUGGAGGAUGCUCGCCCACAAGCUCAACCUGGACAGGUACCUGAACUACUUUGCCACCAAGUCCAGUCCGACGGGCGUCAUCCUGGACCUAUGGGAAGCCCAGCACUUCCCGGACGGGGACCUCAACGAACUGGCCGCCGUGCUAGAAGAGAUGGGUCGCCACGACAGCAACUUCUGCUCCAUGACCGUGGAACACUGACUUGGCUCGGAGAGCAACAACAUGGACAAAUGGCAAUGGUGACCACGUAUGCAGGUCAGGCUAACACAGGGGAAAGCUAGCGGAACGACCAAAAAGAAAGGGGGGGUGGCUUUGGGGGAGUGUUUGGAUGACUUUUUACCCAUCUGAAACAAACAAAACUAGUGAUGUUACGUUAAAGUGGCAUCGUAUGUAGCAGGCUAGCAAAGCAAACUAAGGACAUAUGAAAUAUGAGCGUUAGCGAUGGUUGCUAAUCGAUAGCAUGCCUCAAGGGGUAACGAAUAAAAUGCUUUGACCGUUUGACCAAAACUGUCGAGGGAUGUCUUAAAAGUGACAUCAUAUGCAGCAAAUGGUCAAAUCCCGUCAAGGACACGAAUCGAGGGAAAGCGUUUGUAGCUGCUAGCGAGCAGAAAAGUGAGAUAGCUGAAGAGAAAAAUGCUUCGACGAGCGUACGAUUGUCAGCCUGACGGGAACAAACAAAUGAUGUGGCUUGAAAGUGACAUGGUACGUAGUUGGCUAACAGAAUGAGCCAACGACGUACAUUGAUGGAAAGCCUUAGCGACACCGUGAGCGAGAAUAAACAGAAGCUAACUUUCAGGAGAGUUUUUGCGACUUUUAUCCGUCACAAACUAAACUUGCUGAAAAAUUGGCAUCGUGUUUAGCGGGCUAACAAAACAAGCUAAUUGUGUAGUUUGAGGGAAAGCAACGCUUGUUAACUACUCGCGACGGAAACGAAAGACAUAGAACUUAAAGAUAUACUGAUUCGGCACACUUAUUUUAUUAAAAGAGAGGAAAACACCCAGCGAAUCAGAGGCCCGCCAUCAACCCGCCUCCACUCGGCUGAUCAUCAUUCGACUGUUUUUUUCCCCCCGGCACAGACAGGCAUGGCAGAUGACGACAAGUGCAGUUGUGAACAGGAUUUAUUUUUGAUGACUACAUGGGGAAAAGUAGAUUCUCCCCAAAUAAUAUUCUUAUUUUCGUUUUAAGAUACUAAUGGUUGUUUGUCGUUCUGCAACCAGUUCAGGGGAGUGUACCCCGCCUACUGCCCAAAGAAUGCUGGGCACACUUUUGAGGCUAAAGAGGUACGGAUAAUGGAUGGAUACUAAUUAUUAUUGACUGAAUGAAUGCAAGCCAUGGCAAGAAAAUCUACGAGUUACAACUGCAGUAAGCAGUAUUAUUUUUCAUAAUGACUAAUAGCCAGCAGGAGGUAGAAGAAAAAGGACGCUGUAAACGCACCAUAUGACUAAUACGCUCCUUUUUUUUUUCUUUCAAGUAAUUCAUGCAUUUAUACAGUUAGAGCAUCUCUGGUGUUGUGACAUCACCACCAUUACUUGGUUGAUUUCUAGCGCCACCCAGUGGCCUUGACAAUACUGUUUGUUUUUAUUUGAAUGACUCGUUUGUCAUAUAUAAAGUACAUUUCUCGUGUUUUUUUUCCUAAUUGAUGAUCAUCUCGUGUUGUAUCAUAAUUAUUUGAGUUGUUUUUUAUAUUUUCAAAAAAUCACUGCGCUAUAGAAUUGUGUUUGAAAGAAUUUUUUUAAUUAAAAAAAAAAAACUUGAAAAUAAUCCUCGAAGCACGUUAUUUGUUUAUUUUUAGUUUAUUUUGAGUGUGAGAUUAAUCCUUUCCAAAACAUGUUAUUUAAUGUAUUUUUAAAAAAUAUAAAUAUUUGAAGAAAAAAAAAAAGGGGUUUUUUAUCCUACCCGAUCCCACAUAAACCUAACCCUAAGACUAUCCCACUCAACAUAUUAGAACAGAAAUAAUUAAUUAUUCUAAUAACAUUAUCUUUUAGAUUGUUUUGGAUUAUUUUCCAUGGCUACGUCAGAUUAAUUGUUAUUGGGUUGGUGCACCAUUUUUAAAUAAUAAAUUCCUAAAUUAUUCUCAAUUUAGACCAUUUUAUUGUUGUUUUUUUAUUUUAAAUCUCUAAAGAAUUAAUAAAUCCAUCAAUCAAUCAGUCAUCAUUGUUUUUAUGUCAGCAUCAAAAUGAGUAAAUUAAAGGCAUGUAAUUGUCCUAACAGUCUCGGUUUUGAGCGGUUGUACAUUAUUGUAACUGAUAUUUUUUGUUUGUUUUUAGGUUGUUGUUUUUUCACAGGAUUCAGUUAAAAUAAUAAUAAUAUGAAUAAUAAUGAUUAAAAACCCUUCAUUUUGACAAGUUGUUAAAUUACCAUGGUCUUGAAAACAUCAUGUAGCAGGUGGUGGUUGUUGUUUUUUCCCCUUCUCCUUCUGUACUUUAUUUUUCAGUUUUCUCUUUUCGGGGUGCUCCAAAAUGUGUGCUUAUAGAUUGGAUGUUGUGAAUGUUUCCUGAUUAAGUGCUGAUUCAAAAACAAACAAAAAAAAAAGGGUACAGGGUGCGUUUCAAAUGCAAACUUGAACCCAAAGGUAACAACGACAUUGACUUUUUGUUCUCUCCAUUUUAAACAAUCUGCCAGUCAACAGUUUACUUGCCGGACGAACAGUUCACGUGGACUCGACUGAAACAAAUCAAGUGUUGUUAUUGUUUGGAAACGUGUGGGGGGGAGGGGAGGGGGUCGUGUUUUCUAUUUGACUACAGUGUGUACACUUGUGUACUUGUCACUUUAAGAUUUAUAACAAAAAAAAGUAAGUAGGAUGUUUUCUUUGUUGUUGUUUUUAUUUUUGUCGACUAUGCAAACUGCCAUUGGUUGUCAUGAUGGACGUCUUGGCUGUGCUUGUACCAUUUUGCU